GGUACCUGAUACCGGGACUCAAAGCGCUGUAAAUGGUGUUGCUCAAGGAUAUAUAAGAGCGAGGGAAAGCGGCUAGUGGCAUUCACUCAAGUCCUCCUUGGUUUUCACUCGCCUCAACGCAGUGCAAAGAAUAAAAAAUGGCCUUCGCUGGACUCAACGAAGCUGAGGUGAAAGCUGCCCUGGACGGCUGCGCAGCUGCCGAUUCCUUUGACUACAAGAAGUUCUUCAAGGCAUGCGGUCUGGCCAGCAAGUCCGCCGAUGAUGUGAAGAAGGCCUUCGCAAUCAUUGACCAGGACAACAGUGGCUUCAUUGAGGAGGAGGAGCUGAAGCUUUUCCUGCAGAACUUCUCUGCCAGUGCCAGAGCACUCACCGACAAGGAGACCAAGGCUUUCCUGGCCGCUGGUGACAGCGAUGGUGAUGGCAAGAUUGGAGUUGACGAGUUUGCUGCCCUUGUCAAGGCAUAAAUUCCCAACUGACCAAGCUCAUCUUUUGUGGAACUGCAAACUCCCUGCAAGUUUUCAGUAACCAUCAGCUGAAAGAAUAUUUUUUAUACCUUAUUUAUGAGUUGCCUGCGGACUAUUUCUCAACAUGGCGCACAUCUUUUUUACUGCUAACGGUAUUCAAAUGUGUUAAAUGUUCUGAAACUUGUGCAAAAUGUACUACACCACCAUGCACU
Molecule: messenger RNA, 676 nt
Organism: Synchiropus splendidus (mandarinfish)
Lineage: Eukaryota; Metazoa; Chordata; Actinopteri; Syngnathiformes; Callionymidae
Product: parvalbumin beta-like
Exons: 5
Coding region: 138-464 (108 amino acids)
Cellular component (GO): cytoplasm; nucleus
Molecular function (GO): calcium ion binding
Source: RefSeq, a predicted model, not a curated record